Pogona vitticeps (central bearded dragon) is the source of this 882-nucleotide messenger RNA. The record is from RefSeq and is a predicted model, not a curated record. NCBI's taxonomy places the organism in Eukaryota, Metazoa, Chordata, Lepidosauria, Squamata, Agamidae.
AUGGCGGGCGCCGUGGCCGCGCGGUGCUUGCAAGGGCGGGCUGGUCGUGAAGAUGUGAGGAAACGUGACUAUGAGUCCUUCCUCUGUUCCUUACUCUUGCCUGCAGAAUCUCGACACUCAGCUUUUGCUCUCAGAGCCUUCAAUGUAGAGUUGGCUCAGGUUAAGGACUCUGUAAGUCAAAAGAUCAUUGGCUUGAUGCGAAUAGAGUUCUGGAGAAAAGCUGUAGAAGAUAUGUAUCACAACGACCCACCACACCAACCGGUUGCAAUAGAACUGUGGAAGGCAAUCAGAAGGCAAAAGCUGACCAAAAUGUGGCUUAUGAAAAUUAUUGAUGAAAGGGAGAAAAAUUUGGAUGAUCGACCAUAUCGGGAUAUCAGUGAACUUGAAAAAUAUGCUGAAAACACACAGAGUGCUCUCCUUUAUCUCACGCUGGAAAUGCUUGGAGUCAAGGACAUCCACGCAGACCACGCUGCCAGUCACAUUGGGAAGGCGCAAGGCAUUGUAACCUGCUUAAGAGCAACCCCGUACCAUGCCAGCAGAGGGUUGGUCUUUCUGCCCAUGGACAUAUGCAUGCUGCAUGAUGUUUCGCAAGAGGAUUUCCUAAGACGUAACCGGGAGAAGAAGGUGCGAGAUGUCAUAUAUGACAUUGCCAGUCAGGCACAUGUUCAUCUGGAACACGCUAGGUCCUUCCGGAAGAAUGUUCCUGUUAAAGCAUUCCCUGCUUUUCUUUGUACAGUUGCCAUUGAGGAUUUUUUAAAUAAAAUACAAAAAGUUGACUUUGAUAUAUUUCACCCAAGUUUGCAUAGGAGGAAUUCUUUACUACCUUUGCAUUUGUAUAUUAGAUCAUGGAAGAAAACAUAUUAAAGAGUAUUUUAGAUGAGA